CACACAGAUAAUAAAGUCACCCAGUAAGGUAGGAGGCCGAUAAAUAAAAUAAAAUCAAGAUUAAAUAAAAUAGUCAACAUGCUGAAUUAUCAGUAAAGUCUAUCAGAGUACUGUAGUGUACUACAAGAAGCAAAACAGUGCAGUAGUAGCUUUAACGGGUAUAUAUGAAACAACACGUUUCUGUAGUUUCAAAACAAAAUAAAGACAUAAAUUUACGGGCUACGUUUCACCUGCAUUUAUAAGAAUGACUAACCUAUGGUUUCUACAUUCUUUUGGGAUUGAAGAAACUUUUCUUCUUAUUGGUUAUGAAUACAAUACAUACAUACUUGUAUCUUAAUGAAAAGGAACUCCAAAUCAGCUUUCUCAAAAAAAGUAAAGCUGUGUCAGAAGUAAAACAGCUUCUCAUGCCUCAAAUCCCUGUGCUAUUAAAAGUGAUACGUCCUUGCAUACAAAGCGACGCGCCAGGAACUGUGUCAUGCCACUUGUCUAGAUAAAUACCAGCCUCCGACUUUUCCACUGAACCCAACAAGCAACUGUCUGCCUGAACGCAGAGAGCUCUGCAACGCAGCAGCAUAACUCAAUGGUCUGGAUACACGAACGGAUUAACCUUUACGAAAAUGCGAAUACAUUCAAACAUGACAUUAGAACGUGACAUCUGAUUCCUGUAGUAUAAUAAAAUGAGAACGGAACGAGCGAUUUGUGUAGAUUUUUUGGUUCUUGCAACGCCGUAUUUUUCAUGACUCGCAGACCCAACCCUACAACUUAAAGACAGGCAGCGGAGAUCAGAGCACUCACCCUUCGUGAGACGUCGUGCGUUGUUUUCUUUCUUUUAUAUAUAUACCUGCACUUUUUGUUGUUGUUGUUUUUGUUUUUUUUUUUUGUUUGUUUGUUUUUUUUGUUUUUGCUGGAACUCUAGUGGUGCGACAACAACUCGCAUUGACGGGUAUAACCUGUGUAUAAUCGACAACUACGGUAAGAAGAAGAAGCGUUUCUUAGUCACUGUGAAGUGGAACCAAAAACAAAAGCUAGGGUACCAUGGACAGCGAUUUAUAAUUUUGAUUGCCCAGCCACAAGAGUUCCUGUUCUUCAAACCUUCAUUGUGUUCCAAAGAUGGAGACCCAGGGGAACACGUCUGUUUUUGAUUAUCUGAACCAAUCUUCCCUCCAUGAUCAAGACGGAAAUACGUCUUUUACCGCAAGCAUUGAUAGUGACAGUAAUAAGAUCCUGGCUGUAAUUUACCUCAUUGUGUUCAUACUGGGCUUGACUGGGAAUACAUUAGUUAUCUUUGUGGUUCUGCGAUAUGCUAAGAUGAAGACCGUUACCAACAUGUAUAUCUUAAACUUGGCAGUAGCUGAUGAGCUGUAUGUACUUGGACUUCCUUUCCAAACCACUCACAAUUUACUCAACUACUGGCCAUUUGGUAGCUUUCUGUGCCGUGUUAUGAUGUGUGCAGACACCGUCAGCCAGUUCACCAGCACCUUUUGUUUGACAGUAAUGAGUAUUGACCGUUACAUGGCUGUGGUUCAUCCCAUCCGCAGUGCAAAAUGGCGGCGGCCAAGUGUUGCUAAGGUCAUAAACUGUAUGGUUUGGGCUCUGUCCUGUAUUUUGGCACUUCCAGUCAUCAUUUAUGCAAAUGUUCAAGCUGGACAUAACACCUGCAACAUAAGCUGGCCAGAACCAAGGACCAUGUGGUCAAUGGCCUUCAUACUUUACACUGCCAUCUUAGGAUUCUUCUGCCCUUUGUUGGUCAUAUGCAUAAGCUACCUCCUCAUCGUUGUCAAAGUAAAGUCAGCUGGAGCCCGAGCAGGACUCGCCAAACGACGCAAAUCAGAAAGGAAGGUGACACGCAUGGUGGUGAUCAUUGUGGUUGUGUUUGUGCUCUGCUGGCUUCCGUUCUUCAUCCUCAACAUUGUGAAUGUUUUCAUCUUCCUCCCAACCAAGAUGGAUGGUGUCUACUUUCUCAGUGUUAUCUUGACAUAUAUGAAUAGCUGUGCCAAUCCUAUUCUCUAUGGCUUCCUAUCUGACAACUUUAAGCAGAGCUUCCAGAAAGUCCUCUGUGUCCACAAGGCCAAUGGGGUGGGGGAUAGUAACCCUGGACGGGCACGCAUUGAGAGUGCCAGCCAACAGGACCCCUUCUUCUCCCCAAGAACCACUGACUCCAAUAGCCAUGGCGAGAACCAUCAAGCAUACCAGAUGGAGUCUGGAGGUAAUGCCAAAGUGGAAAUUCUGCCCUCUGUGAUCAGUCAGUCAACAAUAUGAUUAUUUUCUACCUUAGAAAUCACAGAGGCAAACUGGAGAAAAAGGAUGGUUGAUUAAUCCAGUAUUGAAAGCUGAUAUCUGAUUAUUUGAAACUCAAGAACAUGAAUAUCCAUUUUACAUGGACAGCUGCCUGCUCAGUUCUUGAUGAGGGAAGUUCUGCAGCAGAAACUACUUUCCAUCUUCAAGCUGUGACAGAAGAAACUGACGGGUAGGGAAAAUAAGCCCUAUGCUGGAAAUAUUUUUUUUUUCUUUUUUUAACGAUGGAAAACACUAUUUGGGUCUGGACCAAUUAAUGGGGCUGGGAAAUUUGGGAAGCUGUUCAACUCUUGGGUGACCUUUGACUUAAGCCUAUUGAGACUAUUAGGAGAGGAAGUGGUUUGUUCAUGCUGCAUUGGAAGGAAACUCAAGAUGAAUGAUGGACAGCUCUGCAUGGACAGCUGUCCUAACGAUCUCACACACUCUAUAAAAAUCAUGGAGUAUUCACCAUCCCCUUGGAAAAAUCAUAAGGAUAUACGCUUAUACGCAGCCACCAGAAUGAAACAGUAACUCACAUGCCAAAUCAGUGUUUGACAGAAGUUCACAUUCAGUUUUUAUUCAUUAAGGACAGAUUGUCCUUAAUGACAAAGGGAUUUAUGCUGUUGAUAUGAAAAGGCAUUCAGAACGUUCAGUAGCUAAGGAUGAUUGGUAAUUUCAUAGUAAGGGCCGCUACAAAACUUCAUAGAGAGCAGUUGAUGCAAUUCAUAGGAACCUUGUCCUUCAUCACAAACUCACUUUAGGAUCACAAAUUACCUUACAUUUAUGCUUUCUGCAAUGUUUGGAUUUUGGCUGAACUAAUCAGAAUUUCAACCUGGGACUGAUAUUGUGGAAUGUGAUAAUGUGAACAAUUGCCCAUGUUGUGGUACCAUACAUAUCUUAGAGAUUACUUGUGGCAUUUAUAGUACACUCUAGUUACUCAUAGCUAAGUGUGGAUGUUUUUUAUUAUCAGGUCUGAAACCUCCACUGUGUUGUUUUUUUAAAGGUAAAACAGCAAUGAAUAAAAGUUGUAACGUAACAUGUUUAUGCUUUCUCCUGUAAAGUUACCAUUUUGGAGAUGUGGUUUGUUAGGACAGCAACAAUAUAGUCAUGUUAUUGUCAAAGGACCUGUAUUAUUUCAGACCACUAGCCCUGAAAUACUGAUCAAAUAAGGAUGUUUCACAGAGAGCAAAACAUGUAAUUUUUAAUUUUCUUUCUUCUUCAUUUAUUAU
Colossoma macropomum (tambaqui) is the source of this 3503-nucleotide messenger RNA. RefSeq names its product somatostatin receptor 5 (gene sstr5). Lineage: Eukaryota; Metazoa; Chordata; Actinopteri; Characiformes; Serrasalmidae. The transcript is spliced from 3 exons. Gene Ontology annotation, biological process: cellular response to glucocorticoid stimulus; regulation of insulin secretion; neuropeptide signaling pathway. Gene Ontology annotation, cellular component: neuron projection; membrane. The record is from RefSeq and is a predicted model, not a curated record. Gene Ontology annotation, molecular function: neuropeptide binding; somatostatin receptor activity. The coding region runs from base 1111 to 2259 and encodes 382 amino acids.